Messenger RNA from Chrysemys picta bellii (western painted turtle), 912 nucleotides. The record is from RefSeq and is a predicted model, not a curated record. Lineage: Eukaryota; Metazoa; Chordata; Testudines; Emydidae.
AUGGACGAAUGCUGCUCCGGGAUCCAGGCCUCGCUCCCUCCUGCCAUGUUACUGCGGAAAUCCUCCCGCCUUCUCAACUCCCCAUGCAGCUCCAGUUCUUCCCUGGCGCAGCCGCAGGGCACGUGGACCAGCUCCAGCCCCUCUGUGGCGCAGGGGGAUGCGGAGAUGGGCUCCCUGCCAGCCUCCGGGGCGCCAGAUGUCCUGGACCUGAGCAGCAGUGAAGAUGGAGGUGGCUCCGACUCAGGCAGUGACUUUGAGGACACGCUCCGGAAGGGCGGCAAGCGGGGCACUAGGACCCCUCUUAGCUGCACCCUGACAGCCAAGCGACCCCGGAAAGAUGCCAGCAGGGAUGGGGAUAGCCUGGCUGAGAGAAACCCAGAGCCCAGCAACCUCUUUGAGGUAGUGAGGCUGGCGAAGAGUGCCAUGGAGGUAACCACACUCUCUUCAUCCCCCUGGUUCCACCCUCCCCAUGUCACUGCACUGGAGUAUCACUGGGACUCCUGGGAGGAUUUCAAGGCCCACCAGCAGCUUCUCAGGAGGGUAGCAUCAAACCUCCAGCUCCAGGCUGAGGAGAUGGAGGAACCAUCGGACACGUUGUUCAAUGUCCUUACCUCCUCGACGCCGGGGCGCAUGGCCCUCCCGCUCCAUCAGGGGGUUGGCCAAUAUUACUACUGGCCUCUGGCAGACCCCGGCAUCCCUGGGUCCUAUUUCCAAAAAGGCCGAGCGGAAUUCGAGCCCUCCCUCCACGAGAAGGACAGGAAGGAGUUCCGGCUCUGGUUGAUGAAGGUACGGCAGCAGCUAAAGCAGCGUCCAGGCGGCCUCCGAUGCGGCGGACACGGCCGCUCAUUCAGUGGCUGCGGCGGUCUUUAUGAGAAGGGCGUCCUGGCUUUUGCUCUCUGGACUAUCGGCUGA